This is a messenger RNA of Penicillium cosmopolitanum, 831 nucleotides long. RefSeq lists its product as uncharacterized. The record is from RefSeq and is a predicted model, not a curated record. The coding region runs from base 1 to 831 and encodes 276 amino acids. Gene Ontology annotation, cellular component: intracellular anatomical structure. The transcript is spliced from 4 exons. Gene Ontology annotation, molecular function: oxidoreductase activity, acting on NAD(P)H, oxygen as acceptor. NCBI's taxonomy places the organism in Eukaryota, Fungi, Ascomycota, Eurotiomycetes, Eurotiales, Aspergillaceae.
AUGCCUCCUGCUGCCACUGAUAGCGCCGCCGCUCCUGUCUUGAGCACAAUGCCGGCCGAUGAUUUUAGCUGGCAGAUCACUCUUGGUAAGAAGGUCGUCGCUAUCACCGGUGCCAACCGUGGAAUUGGUCUUGGAAUCGCAGAGGUUUGCCUGGCAAACUCGGCCAAUCUGGUCUACUCGCUCGACCUAAUGGAGCCCGGCGAGGAAUUUGCCGCCCUGAAGAAGCGUUACCCCAACUUCCACUUCAUUCAAACAGACGUGACUUCGGAGGAUAGUGUUGAGAAGGCCAUCAGCCAGGUCGUCGAGCAGUCCGGCCGUAUUGACGGUCUUGUUGCCAAUGCUGGCAUGACCAAGCACCAGCCAGCACUCGAUUUUGACCGACCUGAAUUGGAGAAAUUGUUCAACCUCAAUGUCUUCGGCGCCUACUUCUGCGCCCAGGUUGCUGCUCGCAAGUUCAUCGAGCUUGGUAUCAAGGGCUCCAUCGUGAUGACCUCGAGCAUGACCUCUUACCGACCAAACCGAGCUGCUCCUUCUGCUCCAUACGGUGCCACCAAGGCUGCCGUUCGCAACAUGUGCCACACUCUCGCCAUGGAAUGGAGCAAGCACGGUAUUCGCGUCAACAGCAUCUCCCCUGGUUUCGUGCGGACGGCAAUGACUUACUACGUGGAGAAGUCCCCCGAUUGGGAUCUAAAGAUGCAAUACUACGGCGGCAUGCCUCGUCUGGCGGAUCCUCGUGAGCUGGGAGGUGCCUACGUGUAUCUCCUGAGCGACGCCAGUUCCUAUACAACCGGUAUCGACAUUCCAAUUGCGGGUAUUGUCGGGGCUUGGUAA